UCCCGUUACUCUCGGGAAGGUUUCCGAGGCCGCUCCCAUCCUCACCCCACCUCCCGGCCCGGCACUGGCCUCGCCGCCGGAGCCCCACUAUGCCAGACGGUUUCGACACUUCGCAAAGACAAAGAGCCCCCGAGCAGAGCGAGGAGAGAGAGCAGGAAGGCGAGGACACAGAGGCGCCGGGGGCGAUGUGAGCCGCGGGAUUCCACUUCCUUGGCUGGAAACGCCAGUGGCAGGCAGCCGGUAACUCUGAGGACUGUGCCGAGCAAAGGGACGAGUCUGCCUGGGGACCGGGGAUGGACAGCCCCUUGGCCUUCUGAGAUGAAGAAACUGAGGCUCAGAGAGGUUAAGGAGCUCCACUUAGGUCACAUAGCAGCCUCCGAGAGUGCUGGGAUUACAGGUGUGCACCACCACCACACCUGGCUUCAAGAAACUUAGAUGCACGGCAAAUCCUUCAUCUCGGUGUACCUGCAUGAUGUUGGCUGCUCGAAGCAUGGUCCGGCUCUGCUCUCCUCCAUUCCCCAAUAAUGUCCCUGCUGCCACUACAGCCUGCCUGCCCCCAAAGCCCUGGGGCCUGUUGAUGCUCCGGAAGUUCUCACCUCGACCUUCUCCUGAUCCCAGACACCGCCCAUCAAGUGCCUGGAGCAGCAGGGGCACCAGCAAAUCUGUAGUGAACAGAUGGGAUGAGUAGACAGCCUGUGUGCCCUCAUCAAGACUGCCACUUAACUGCCACCUCCCUGGUGACAGCACGGAAGAGCCAAGCAUCUAAUUAAGGAUCUGUGUACCACACUUUCCGGAGGAGGGCGUCACCAAGGCCUAGCUUCCCAGUCCUCACCCCUGAGGGUCCCCAGACUGGAUGGGACAGGAAAUCACUGUUAUUAUAUUUAAUUAGAACUUCAGCUAGAGACAUCACCAUCAGCCCUCUCAGGACUGCAGAACAGGCAACCUUAUAUCCUAAAAGACAAACCGAGCACACUCAGGUGGCCUUCGUGUGCCACACGGGGACAUCCAGAACCCAGGGCUGGCCGCUUCUCCAUGGGAAGGAGGUCUGCCCAAGCUGCCCAAGAAACCUUCCUGGGGAUCCAACGGCCCCUCCAGCUGAGCCUGCACCUCUGGAACUUUUUUGUGUCUCUGAUCGGCGAGGUGGGGUCCCCCUGCCACCCCCCGGCUGGAAGCAAAGAUGAUGACCAUGCAGAAGAAGACCCUCAAAGUGCUCACCUUCCUGGUGCUCUUCAUCUUCCUCACCUCUUUUGUCCUGAACUACUCGCACACCACAGUGCCCGCAGCCUGGUUCCCCAAGCAGAUGGUCCUCGAGCUGUCGCAGAACCUGCGGAAGCUGAUCAAGAACCAGCCCUGCACCUGCGCACACUGCAUCAGCCAGCGCAAGGUCUCCACUUGGUUCGACAAGCGUUUCAACCAGACCUUGCAGCCGCUGCUGACGGCCCACAACGCAGUCCUGGAGGAGGACACCUACCAGUGGUGGCUGAGGCUGCAGCGGGAGAAGAAGCCCAGCAACCUGAGCGACACUGUCAGGGAGCUGUUCAGCGUGGUGCCGGGGAACGUGGACCCCAUGCUGCAGAAGAGUUCGGUGGGCUGCCGGCGCUGUGCUGUUGUGGGCAACUCGGGCAACCUGCGGGAGUCCCUGUACGGGGCCGAUAUAGACAGCCAUGACUUUGUGCUCAGGAUGAACAAGGCACCCACAGUGGGGUUUGAAGCCGACGUGGGGAGCAAGACCACGCACCACCUGGUGUAUCCCGAGAGCUUCCGGGAGCUGGGGGAGAACGUCAGCAUGGUCCUGGUCCCCUUCAAGACCAUCGACCUGCAGUGGGUAGUCAGUGCCACCACCACUGGUACCAUCUCCCACACCUACAUCCCGGUCCCCACGAAGAUCAGAGUGAAACAGCAUAAGAUCCUGAUCUACCACCCUGCCUUCAUCAAGUAUGUCUUCGACAACUGGCUGCAGGGCCAUGGGCGGUAUCCAUCCACCGGCAUCCUCUCGGUCAUCUUCUCCAUGCACGUCUGUGAUGAGGUGGACUUGUACGGCUUUGGGGCAGACAGCAAGGGGAACUGGCACCACUACUGGGAGAACAACCCUUCAGCGGGGGCUUUCCGAAAGACAGGAGUGCAUGAUGCAGACUUUGAGUCCAAUGUGACGGCCACUCUGGCAGCCAUCAACAAAAUCCGGAUCUUCAAGGGGAGAUGAUGCUCCAGAGGGUCAAGGGUGGACUGACCACAUCACGCCUGUUGGUUUCCAGCCCCAGUCUUACCACAGCCGGAGCCUUCUGGGAGCUUCCAGAGCCAGCCCCCAGGGGUGUGCCCAGGUGCUGUUCGUAGCCUCCUGCACCCCCACUUUAGGCAGCAUUGACUCAGCAAAGUCACCCCACUGUGCCAGGGCUGCACAGCAAGUCCUAGGACCUCGAAAAGCUCCCCCGUCUGCUGUCCCAGUGCUGAGGGAAGGGGGCGAUGCUUGGAAAGGUAAUUAUUUUGGUGGGGGGGGUGGCAAUAUUAAAAACUCCUGCAUUCUAUGAAGACAGACAAGCUCCUAGGAAAGAUGGGCAGAGCCAGUCGCCACUGCAAGGUCCAGCGCUGGCUCUGAAACUCCUGUUCUCACUGGCGUGUAUGUUAGUGACAGUAACCUCCAGGACGGAGCCACGCUGGGCCGAGAGGCACAAGGAGAAGAUGCUGCCGCCUUGUUUGCAUGAAGCCUGGCUGCUCUCUUGGUGUGACAACCCCACUGUCCCUUUCUUCCUGAAGCUCGCUGAUGAUGACCGGGUGAGCCAACGGACCCUAGAGGUCUUCAUAGGAACCUGGCCGUGUUUCCAACAGGAGCAGCUGCCUCUGCCCACACGAGUUCUUUCUCAUCAGUCUCGUGGUUCCAAUUAGUGCCAGGACCAGCUCUGACUACUUCAUGUGCCUUUAUGCUUGAGGAAGAAGUGCAUGCACUGGCUGAAUGGGACAAAAGCCCCAGGUCAUGGAAGGGGCCUACACCAGGGGGUGCCCUGCCGGAUAGCUGGAAGCCUCUUGUUAAUUUCCCGAGCCAGUGCCUUGAAGGAGCAUAAGGGUACAUUGGUGGGGAACACCCAGGCAUUCCCUGGACUUUUGGCUUCGGUGCCAGUGACCUUCCCCGGCCACAUAGAGCCUCCCAGCUUGCAUCUCCCCCAGUGCCUGAGCUCUGGGCCAGCCCCACAGCCACCUUCGUGGGGGUCAGUGUGGGGGGCUUCCCAGGAACAGUGAGCAGCACAUACCUCGUCUCCUCAAUCUUUCUCCUCCUCCUCCUCCUUCCUAAUUAUUUAUUGAUUUUUUAAAUUCAACUGACGUGUGUGUGCUCUGGCUGUGCUGCUGCCCCUGGUGUUUUCAUUUUCUGUUUCUUCUCCCGCAUCUGGGAGCGGGGAGCUUGAAGGCAGGCUUCUAGGAAUCCUCGCACUUGGGGUGUGAGCCGUCAAGGCUGGCUGUGGCCGGGGCAGGUUCCAGGGCAAUCGCUGGGGGGCUGUGGGGUGGUCCCAGCCACUCCCCCCAGCACAGCCAGCCUUCCUCCCUUCUCCUCUCAGGCCAGGAGCCUCCCACUCACGCCACCUCCCUGGCCAGGGGAAUCAGAGGAACACGCACAGGGACAGUGACUGUUGGCUGGACUCACUGACAGUCACUCAGAAAAGCCACUUCCUGUGGAGAACACUUCCCAAAGGCCAAUGUUCGGUGAGGAGGUGGGACAGUUUCCGGGUACAGUAGGUUAGGUCCCCCAGAUUCAGACCAGGAAGGCAGCGGACAGGGGCUGAGCUCGUGGCUUCAGCUGAGAACCACACAGGGCCUCAGACCAUCUGCAAACAUCCCUGGGAAGCGCAAGCCUCAAGCCUGUGGAUGAGCAUUUGUGCUGUAGCUUUCUGUAGAUUCUCAGAGGUUCAGAAUCCAGAAGGGUUUUUGUUUGUUUGUUUGUUUGUUUCUUGUGUUUUUGUUUAGAAUGCCUAUGUCAGCUUUAAGAAUCUUGGGACUCUUGCCCGACAGCGGCUGGUAAAUCGUGAGGUCCUCAUUCUGAAUGUGCGGCCUGGAGUUAGAAGUCACAGUCAUGCAUCAUGAGAAGAGCUCAGCUCAUGCUGAUCCAUCGCGGGGUCGAACUUGAGAUGAGUGCACGUGGGCACAGCAAGGCGUGCUCACCUUGAGUGCCCCCUCGCCUACUGCUGAGUCUGUUUGGGAUGACAGCUUCCAGGGAGCGGCUGCUUGCUUGGGUCUGCUGAGUGACCCAAGGUCUCCGAAGUGAAGCUGCCUGCCCAGCGUGUCUGGCCUCCAUCUGCCCCCCACUGCCCGGGGAUAGGGGGACCCUGCCGCCAGGGUCCCGAACAGCUCUGCAUUUUACAGAUGGGAAAAGCAAGGCCCAAAGAAGGAUGUGACUCGCAAAGGUGACCAGUUGUGACAGAGAGCACGCAGCAAAGACAGUGAGAGCAAACCUGGGAUGCUGUUGCCUCCGCAUUUAAAAUGCAGAGUUGUGGGCUUUCCUGGCAAGAGCCCACCCAGCCUCCUCUGGGGAAGAACCAGAUGUAGGUGUCUGACGAGGCUCUGUCUCCUGGCUGCUGGGUCCUAGGCCUCCGGAAGGGCCCUCAGCAGGCUCCUUAGUGCCGUGCAACACCCAGGGUAAGAGACUGCCGGUGAUGUUUCUCUUCCUGUAUCCCAGCAGACAUGUGCUUGGCGAGGUGUACGUAACCAAAUGAAAGCUGGAAUUAAAUGUACGCUGCUCAGUUUAAGCCCAGGUGAGAAUGACGGAGAAUUGGGGUGUGCUGGAGCCAGGAGAGCGCCCUUGCUGGGAGACCACCUUGGGCUCAGGCAGAGUGGAGGGGCCCCUAAUCGUCCCACAGAGCUGAACCUGAGUUUCUGCAGCCGGCACCCCACACCCCACCCUCCCUGGUCCUUACCUGCUGUUAGGGGAGAAAGGAAGGCAGACUCUUAGCAUUUGUCUCCCAGAGGAAUUCAGGGCGGAGAUAAAAUUCCCAACUGGAUGCCUUUUGAAUCUCUGGCUUUGUCAAGUGGAUCCAACAAACCACGUGGGCCAAGCUUGGCAAAAGAAGUCAGAUCCCAGAAAACAGGACGCAGAAUAGUGAAGCAGAAGAGAGACCUGGUGACUGUUACAGGCACAGGUCAGACUGAGGAGCCCGGAUGGGACCCCAGUCUCUGCGGUGGCCCCCGGGUACACAAAGGGCCAAUUCUACCUCCACGCAAACCGUGAAUCUGUUCCAGGUCAAAAGUGGAGAGAACAUUUAGGACUGCGAGGAUUGCUUGCCGCUUCUGAAAACUGGAAAAGUGGAGACGAGAGCUCUUCCCCUACCGGGUGCUGAGGAGAAAUGCUCUCUCCUGGGAAGCCCAGUCCCUAGUGGCCAUGUCCGGGCAAGGAGGCUGGCCAGCUGGGUGACCCCCUGAAGCCAGCAGCUGACGUCACGCUCCAGAGAACUCGGGACACUACUCUGUCCACGGUGGACACCUGGUUUGCAGCAAAUGUGGCCACAUAGCUCAGGCUACCCCUCGCCAUUGUGGUCCACUGGCAGGUUCUGAGGGCAUCACGCUGGCUCAGGGAGGGAACGGCAGGGACAGGACAGGCAGGCUGUGUGGGUCGGCCAGUGGGGAGUUAGAAACCUUCCUCCUUACCAUAGGGACACUGAAAAUUGCAGCAGUGAGCCCCCCACCAGGACCCUGUCUGGCUGCCACGGCUCACCCGCCUGCCAGGCAUCUGGCUCGGGUGGCAGCUUUAGCCCCAGCCCGCUCAGGAGCUGCCUCCCUCCCUUCUGCCCAACCCCUUUAGUCCUUCACCAGAUCCCCUUCAAAGCCAAAGUUUCUUGAGCACUUUUUCCUCUCUGCAAUCUUUCACUUGGCUGUUGGUGAUUUGAAGUUUGCUUUCUCUUCCCCUGCACCUCACUCCGCAGCUGAGCGUUGAUUGAUCUGGAUGGGCUUUAAAUGAUGCUAGCGAAUCCACUUCCUAUAGCCCCUGCUUUGUUUUAUUUAUUGUUGAGUAUUUCCAAUGAUCCAAAUCAAAGUGAAUAAAAGAAAGUUAUUUUA
This is a messenger RNA of Heterocephalus glaber (naked mole-rat), 6033 nucleotides long. NCBI's taxonomy places the organism in Eukaryota, Metazoa, Chordata, Mammalia, Rodentia, Bathyergidae. The record is from RefSeq and is a predicted model, not a curated record.